Molecule: messenger RNA, 2115 nt
Organism: Macaca mulatta (Rhesus monkey)
Lineage: Eukaryota; Metazoa; Chordata; Mammalia; Primates; Cercopithecidae
Gene: UFSP2
Product: UFM1 specific peptidase 2
Biological process (GO): proteolysis
Cellular component (GO): nucleus; endoplasmic reticulum
Molecular function (GO): deUFMylase activity
Source: RefSeq, a predicted model, not a curated record
UGCCGCCGAGCAUGUCGGGAGUUGUAGUUGGGCCGCCCGGGCCCCGCCCCUCGACCGUGCGGUGACGCCACUUCAGGGCCGUCCCCCGCAGCUUUUGGCAGGCGUCCUUGUCCGUGUCACCGCCACGUCGCCGACAUGGUGAUUUCAGAAAGUAUGGAUAUACUCUUCAGAAUAAGAGGAGGCCUUGAUUUAGCUUUUCAGCUAGCUACUCCUAAUGAAAUUUUUCUCAAGAAGGCACUGAAACAUGUGUUGAGUGACCUGUCAACCAAGCUUUCUUCAAACGCCCUUGUGUUCAGAAUUUGCCACAGUUCAGUGUAUAUAUGGCCUAGCAGUGACGUAAACACCAUUCCUGGAGAACUGACUGAUGCUUCCGCUUGUAAGAACAUACUGCGCUUUAUUCAAUUUGAGCCGGAAGAAGAUAUAAAACGAAAAUUCAUGAGAAAGAAGGACAAAAAAUUAUCAGACAUGCAUCAAAUAGUAAAUAUAGAUCUUAUGCUGGAAAUGUCAACCUCCCUGGCAGCUGUAACGCCCAUCAUUGAAAGGGAAAGCGGAGGACACCAUUAUGUUAAUAUGACUUUACCUGUCGAUGCAGUUAUAUCUGUUGCUCCAGAAGAAACAUGGGGAAAAGUUCGUAAACUCCUAGUUGAUGCAAUUCAUAAUCAACUAACUGACAUGGAAAAAUGUAUUUUGAAAUAUAUGAAAGGAACGUCUAUUGUGGUCCCUGAACCACUGCACUUUUUAUUACCAGGGAAAAAAAAUCUUGUAACAAUUUCCUAUCCUUCAGGAAUACCAGAUGGCCAGCUGCAGGCCUAUAGGAAGGAGUUACAUGAUCUCUUCAAACUGCCUCAUGACAGACCCUAUUUCAAAAGGUCUAAUGCUUAUCACUUUCCAGAUGAACCAUACAAAGAUGGUUACAUUAGAAAUCCACAUACUUAUCUUAAUCCACCUAACAUGGAGACUGGUAUGAUUUGUGUGGUCCAGGGCGUAUAUGGCUAUCAUCAUUAUAUGCAGGAUCGGAUCGAUGACAGUGGCUGGGGCUGUGCUUAUCGGUCUCUGCAGACUAUCUGCUCUUGGUUCAAACAUCAGGGAUACACAGAGAGGUCCAUUCCAACACACAGAGAAAUUCAGCAGGCUCUAGUCGAUGCCGGUGACAAACCAGCAACAUUUGUCGGAUCACGGCAAUGGAUUGGAUCUAUUGAGGUACAGCUGGUACUAAACCAAUUGAUUGGUAUAACUUCAAAAAUACUGUUUGUCAGCCAAGGUUCAGAAAUGGCCUCUCAAGGACGGGAACUGGCUAAUCAUUUCCAAAGCGAAGGAACUCCAGUUAUGAUCGGGGGAGGAGUUUUGGCCCACACGAUACUAGGAAUUGCAUGGAAUGAGAUUACAGGGCAGAUAAAGUUUCUGAUUCUAGAUCCACAUUAUACUGGUGCUGAAGACCUACAAGUGAUUUUGGAAAAGGGCUGGUGCGGAUGGAAGGGUCCAGACUUUUGGAACAAGGAUGCAUACUAUAACUUAUGUCUUCCUCAGCGACCAAAUAUGAUUUAAAAUAUCUUGGAGUCAAAGACUGCAGUAGAGUGGUAUUAUAAAUUUGUGAAUAAAGAAUCAGUUUAAUUUCACCUUAAAUCCUGGUUCUAGUUUGACGGUUUAAAUUAUGACCUUUUUCAAAGGUUGUAAAUACAGCACGGAGAAUGUAUUUUUUAGACAUUCCUUUAAUAAAACUUAAAAGACAAAGCAUACACAACCAGCAUGUUAUAGGCAUGUAAAUACAUGUGUUCUUAAAUGGAUCUUCACUUGGAAGAAAGUUUUUCCUCCUUCUCAGAAGGAGUUUAGACACACAUAUGGUAAAGCCAAAAGCAGGAACUUAUAGAUCUGCAUGAAAUGAGGGCGUUCUUCAGACUUCUUCAUGACCCACGUGACAUCUGUUUUUAAAAAAACAUGCUGACAUUAAAAACUUUUUUUAAAAAAAUGAGUUUUAUCCCCAAACUUCCACCAUGCAGGCCCAUUUUUGGUCUCUAGACUCAUAUAACCAAUAUUAAGAUGUUAAUGAGAAUGAAACACCACUACUAGAAAUAAGAGUGUCAGUAUUAAAUGGAAUAAUAAAUGCUAUGCAAAUGA